AUGGACCGCGAGUACGAAUUCUUCAUUACCACUGAGGAGCCUCAUCAACCGGAAGGAGUCGAGCGAGGUCGUAUCCGCCGCUUAGUAAUGAGGAACUUCUUUGAGACAAAGUGGUCUGGUCCUUCGAAUAACUCCUCCAAGCAUCACUCAGCGUCAACUGUGCAAGCGAAGACGAGUUUGAAGUCGAGAUUCAGAUUGCCGAAACCCGGGCAGGAAACUAUUGAUGCGAGAGCCAAGCCAAAGUGUAAGAAAACGCCUAGGCGGCAAAGUCAAGAAGAGGAAGAGAAGAAAGAAAGAAGGCCUGGAACUACGAGAAAAUUGUCAGGGUUGUCGGACGUUUCUCAAUUGGAGGCAAAACGCAGCGCGAGUAGCAGAAGGGCGUCGCCCGCGGGAAGAGAUGCUGUAGAGAUAGGAAAGAGCGAAGAGGAAACUAAGCUGGUGCUAAAUAUCAAUCCAAAUGCGCACCGGUUCGACCCCUUUGACGUGUUGCCUGUGCCGGGCACACCACAACUGGAUAUCCUCUUCAGGCUUUAUAAAUGUGGUUCCCGAGCGAAUUCGAUAGCCAUCAAUGCACGCAACACGUGGUGGUCGUUCAUCUCGCAUGACGCUGGGUUGCUGCAUGCGACCCUAGCUACAUGGGCACUAUACGGCAUGCUAAUUCGCGGAAUGAGUGGCCUGCAUAUUGAUCAGCUGAGGCAUAAGAACGAAGCCAUCAAAGAAAUUAAUACAAAGAUCGGUGACCCUGGCGGAGGGAUAUCGGACGAGCUUGUCGGCACGGUGUCGACGCUUGCGAGCUUCGAAAACCUUCUCGGGGCUUACGAUGCUGCUCAACUGCACAUCGCGGCACUCAAGCGAAUGGUCAAUGCUAGAGGGGGCCUGUUCGCCUUUGGCCACAACGAUGGCUUGAUCAGAGGAAUCCUGUGGGUCGACUUCCAUACCGCAGCAGCCUUUCGCCUGCCACCCAGCUUUCCCCGGAUCCGUCUUGAUCCCGAUACCCCUCCGCUACCUGAGGCGUUGCUAGAGGAGGCAGCAUACACCUCGCCGACCUCCCUCCUCCAACUGUCUGUCGCUUCGAUCGAUUGCUUCAACAUCUUCUACCGGCUUCAUCGUCUCGGGCUGGCCGUCUCUUCACGGUGGAUUCGUAAAGUAAACCGUCUUACCUUUAGCAACCUCUUGUACGAAACUGAGCACACCAUUCUCUCCGUCCCUGAUAAGUCGCGCGACUUCCUCGACUUCGAUCUGGAGCCUCAUGACGAGCACAGCGAAGACUUCGAUGAGAGAGGAAACCUGGCUGACGGCGCAAGCGUGACUGAAGCGUUGCUUGCUGCGACUCAGAUCUUCCUGUAUGCCGCACUGCGUGAGAUGCCGCCGAAAGCCAAGAUCUUCAGUAUUCUGCUUGAGCGGUUACGAGUGGCCCUUGAUCGACCGAAGGUCUCAACGAUCGAAAUUUGGAUCGCGGCGAAGAACUUGAAUACCCUCUUAUGGGUACUCGUGGUCGCAUCGGUGGUGGCGCCUUCUUGGGGUGGGCGAAGUUGGUGGAUUGGCCGAUUGUCCGAUGUCAUUGAAGAAGUGAACAUACGAAGUCAGACAGAGCUUGAGCGCAUAUUAGAGAGAAUAGCAUGGACUGAUGUCGUCUUUGGCGAUGCGUUGGACGGUGUUUGGGACGAGGUCGGUGAAUAUGCGAGAGGAGUGGAAAGGGCCCAGAACUGUCAGGCCAGAGAAAGGAGUACCGAGCCGGAAGAGGAGCUGGUCGCGACGGGCACCGUCGCCCCAAGGCUUCUGGAGGCACACCAGGAGAAGGGGCUGGUUGUUCCGGUGCGGUUCGACAGCGGCAGGUGGAAGGUAAAUGGUUGGUAUGUGUGA
Molecule: messenger RNA, 1863 nt
Organism: Trematosphaeria pertusa
Lineage: Eukaryota; Fungi; Ascomycota; Dothideomycetes; Pleosporales; Trematosphaeriaceae
Exons: 4
Coding region: 1-1863 (620 amino acids)
Source: RefSeq, a predicted model, not a curated record